Molecule: messenger RNA, 2123 nt
Organism: Scheffersomyces amazonensis
Lineage: Eukaryota; Fungi; Ascomycota; Pichiomycetes; Serinales; Debaryomycetaceae
Gene: VPS52
Product: Vps52p
Exons: 1
Coding region: 92-2089 (665 amino acids)
Biological process (GO): endocytic recycling; Golgi to vacuole transport; retrograde transport, endosome to Golgi
Cellular component (GO): GARP complex
Molecular function (GO): syntaxin binding
Source: RefSeq, a predicted model, not a curated record
CCAAAAUUUCCUGAACAGACUUACGCCGUCUUUACUAUAGUUAGACAGUAACCCAGUAAUAAAAUUACUUAUCAGUAAAACAAUUAGGCCAAUGAGUGCAUUAGAUUCCUUAAAGGAUAUUUUGAAUGCCAAAUAUGAAUUGUCCGAUAUACCGGAAGUAUCCAAUUUUAAUAAUUUACAGAUAUAUCUUGAAUCACAAGAGCUGACAGAACCUCAUAAUCCUAAUAUAUUAGAUUCUAUACGAACUCAAGCUUAUACAAAGAAUUCAAAUCAAGUAAGUCAAUUAAGUUCCGAUGAAUUAUUAGAUAUUUCUGAUAAAUUCAAAUGGUAUGAUGAUAAAAUUAAACUGUUCAAAAUUAAAUUAGAACCUAUACAAAAGAUCCUUGAUGAUUUUAAUAAUGAUAUAUCUCAUUUAUCAACUAGUUUAUUAGCAUUACAAGAAAAAUCAACUAAAUUAUCUCUGGAUUCUAAUGUCCAACAUUCAGUAAUUGAAAAACUUAAUAAUAUAGUAUUGGAUUUAAUGGUAUCUCCUGAAGUUUCACGAUCAAUAGUAGAAGAUGAGAUAGAUGAAAAAUGGUUAGAGAAUUUAAGAUUUAUUAAUGAAAAGCAACAAUUCCUUGCUAAUAUUAAGAGUGGGAAGAUAUCUAAGGAAUUAAAGAGUAUUUAUAGUAAUUCUAGAUCUCUUGAACAAUUGGAAUCUGGUAUUAGAUUAUUAUCUAAUAAAGCAGUAGAAAGAAUUAGAGAUUUCCUUAUAUCUAAUAUUAAAAAACUUCGAUCAUCUUCUAAGGCUUCAUCACAAGAAAUUCAACAAAAUCUUAUAAAACUUAAAGAAAUAUUUGUUUUCAUUAAUAAAGAGCAUCCUGCCCUUGCAGCUCAAUUAAGAUUGGCUUAUGUAUAUACUAUGAGAUGGUAUUAUCAAGUAAAAUUUGCUAAAUAUAUUUAUGCAUUAGAAAAACUUCAUAUAAGACAUAUUGAUCUGAACUUUGUAUUGGGAACAGAUGGAGAAGAGAAAUUAAGUGUUUUUGGUACAGCUUGGAAAGGUUGGUUACCUUCAACAUCUUCAUUGGCUCCUACUGUUACUCCUGCACAAUCAGGUUCAGGACAAUUAUCAAUGAAUGAAUAUUUACAAUCGAUUGAUAAAAGAUUGAAUAUAUUAGAGGAUAAUAAGAUUCCUCUGGCAAUUCCCUCUCAAAUUGCAGAAACUACACCUUUUGUAUACUGGUUGGAAUUUGUUUAUAAUCAAUUUGCUGUUGCAUUAACAGAUAAUGUAGUAGUAGAAUAUCUAUUCAUGGUAGAAUUCUUUUAUGAAGAUAAUGAAAAGUUUGGAAAAAUGGAUGCUUCAGCUCGAUUAGAUGAAGAAAAUAAAGGAAAUACUAGUCAAGUUGAAUGGUACAAUAUAAUGUUUAGUAGUACUUUUAAAAUGGGACGAGAAUUUGUUAAUUGGGCUAUUACUCAUAGUCCUUAUUCUAAAACUAUAGGAAGUACAGCUGCUAGUGCAGCAAGAGUUCAUCCAUCAAUUGGAUUUGGAUCAUGUGAUGGGUAUGCUAUAUUAUUUAUUAUACGAUUAGUUCAAUCAUCUCAAUCAAUAUUUCAAAAUAAAUAUCAUAUACCCAUUAUGGAUGAUUAUUUAAAUUCAUUACUAUUAAUCUUAUGGCCUCAAUUUACAAAAAUUAUAGAUCUAAAUUGUGAAGCCAUGAAGAAAAUGAUAUUACUGUCAUCAAAAGUUUCUACCCUUGCUCCAGUUCAUAUAACUCAACAAUUUGCUCAAUAUAUACUGGGAUUAUUAAAGUUAUCUGGUUCUACAGGUAAUGGUGAUAAUAAUAAUUAUAAAGGUGAACCAUUAUUUAAUUCAAUUUUGAGAUUACGUAAUGACUUUGAAAGUUAUUUAACUAAAUUAAGUACUCAUUCAUUUGGUAAUAGUAAAAAUAAAGCAGUAGAAAGAGAAAUCUUUCUAUAUAAUAAUUAUUUCCUUAUUGUAAACAUUUUAAAGAAUGAGAAUACUGAUAUUGGUGUUGUAAAUGGUUUAAUUAAUGAACAAAUAUCUCAUUUUGAACUUUUAUGUGAAGCCUAUAAAAAGAAUACAAAGUAGAUGUCUGUAUAAGUUUAUAUAAUUUUAUUUUAUU